Achroia grisella is the source of this 491-nucleotide messenger RNA. RefSeq lists its product as uncharacterized. Lineage: Eukaryota; Metazoa; Arthropoda; Insecta; Lepidoptera; Pyralidae. The coding region runs from base 52 to 465 and encodes 137 amino acids. The transcript has a single exon. The record is from RefSeq and is a predicted model, not a curated record.
UGUUUAUUAAAUUUUCUUGUUUUUUUAUUAUAAAAUAAAUAGAAUUUAAGCAUGAACAGGAAACGAAAUGUAAGCUAUAUAAAACCGGAGGACCCAGAAUUUUUGAAGGUGCUAAAACGACAAGCUGGCUACGAUGAUAAAAAUCAUAAAUUUGACAAACUUGAAAUUGCUGAAGAUGAUUUUGUGGACAACGAAAGCGAACAGCCUCAAGUUGUAGUUUUGAAAGAAGGUGAUCUUACAGCUGAAGAAGCCGAGAUUGAACAAACGAAAAUAGACAAAAUUGAAUCACAAACAAAAGCAGAUUUAAAUGAAAGGGUAAUCUUUAAAAGUAAAAGUAAACAAACCUCAAACUCCACCAAACAGUCUAAACCUGAUAAAAACAUAGCAAAGGUAUCAAAAAAGAAAUCAAAUAAAAAACAAUUGUUAUCUUUUAUAGACUGUGAUGAUGUUUCUGAUAAAGAAUAGCUUAAUUUUUGUAAACUAUUCAUUAG